GCGGCUGCGGGAGUGAUGGGUACUCAGGCGCUGUCCCGUCCGCUGGAAGCAGUAGCGAUGCCGGAGAGCAGGUCCGUGUUUGACGCCGCUCAGGACCCCGAGCUCCUGCACGGGCUGACCCUUGUCACCGGAGUUGCUGUGGAUGCGGGUGCUGCCCAGCUGGCACCUGCGAGCCACGAGAAACCUGCAGCAGCCAGCUGUGAGGAGAAGGCCCAUGGGGUCUCCGAGGUGCCAGAGAGGAUGUGUUGCUUGACCUGCGGGCAGGUGUUUGGGAGCCGGGAGGAGCAGACUGAGCACUACCGUCUUGACUGGCACCGCUUCAACCUGAAGCAGCGACUCCUGGGGCGCCAGACACUGCCUGUAGAGGUGUUUGAGGAGAAAACCCGCACAGGUGAUGUUUCCAGCAUCUCAGGAUCCGACUCUGAUAGCUCUGAUGUGAGCAGUGAUUCAGAGUUGCUGCCCUCUGUCAGUGACACUCCCCCAACACCCCAGAUUCCCCGCUCCCACAAAGUGCUAUUCCGCAAUGCAAAGGGCCAGCUCAUCUCUGCGUACCGCUGCGUGCUGGUCACUGGGAAGGGUGACAUUGAGGAGCCGGUGGAGCUGACAGCAUCACUGCAGAACCUCAGUGCAAGCACAUGCUGGGUUGUGCUGAUGAUGGGUGGCGGGCACUUCGCAGGAGCAGUGUUCCGGGGCCUGCAGGUACAGGAGCACAAGACCUUUCACCGCUACACGGUGCGAGCACGGCGGGGCACAGCCCAGGGCCUACGGGAUGCCCAGACCCCAGGGUCAGCACCCAGAUCGGCGGGGGCCUCCCUGCGCCGCUACAACGAGGCCGCGCUGCUCAAGGAUAUUCAGGACCUCCUGGCAGCCUGGGCACAGCACCUGAGCGAAGCUCAGCGCAUCUUCCUCCGGGCCCCUCGUCACAACCGUGCACUGCUCUUCGGUGGCAGGAACCCACCCCUCACCCGAGGGGACCCUCGCAUCUGCCACAUUCCCCUCAGCACCCGCAGGGCCACCCUGCGAGAGGUGCUGCGAGUCCACGCCAUGCUGGCCAGCCUGCAGGUGUACGGGAAGGACACACCUCUGGAGGACAUCACUGGGUCCCCCCGGAAGGUCUGGCAGAAGAGGCAGCAAAAGGCAGAGGUGGAUUCCCUUCAGAAGGACACAACUGCCCCAGAGAAGGAGGAGGAAGAGGAGGAAGAAAGCCCUACAGGAGAACUGGAGACUGUAGAAGUGACACUGGGGACCUUGGACCUCCGAGAGUUUGAAGUGAUGCCCAAGCGAAACCGCAAAAGGAGGAAGAAGAGGGACAAGAAGGUGGAGAAAGGGCCUUGUGCUAAAGAGACUGGAUACCAGUGUGGGCAGCCUGACUUGGAGCCAGUGACAGAGCUUCACGGGGAGGCUGAGGCUGGGCUCCUUCUCUGGAGCAACAGAGGAGACCCUCAGACCCAGCUCUGUGAUGCUCUGUUCACUGCCUGCAAGACAGGGGAUGUGCAGACACUGCGGCACCUCCUGGGUGUGCCAGAGAAUGGGGGCCUGCCAGGGCCCAGUGAGGAUGGGGAGUCUCUGGAUGUGGCCCGCUCCCUGCUGAACCAGCCCGUGGACGAGCACGGCUGCACCCUGCUCCACGUGGCAGCACAGGCUGGCAGGGCUGAGGCUGUGUGUCUGCUGCUGGAGGCAGGGGCAGACCCUGCCCUCAGGGACAGGCAGGAGAGGACCCCAUACUGCGUCUCUGCUGACAGACGGACCCGCAAUGCCUUCCGCAAGUUCAUGGUGGAGCAUCCAGACAAAUACGACUACAGCCGUGCCAAGGUGCCCGGGCCCCUGACACAGGAGAUGGAGGCCAAGAAACUGGAGAAGAAGCGGGCACAGAAAGCCCAGCGGAAGCAACGGGAGCAAGCACAGCAGGAGGAGCAGCACCGCUGGGAGCAGGAGCAGGAAAAGAAGAAGUGGUUUGCAGCUCUGUCUGACAGGGAGAAGAGGGCACUGGCUGCUGAGCGGAGGUUGGCUGCACAGCUGCAGGACACAAGCACGACUCUUGCCAACAUCAGGGGUUUCAGCUAUGUGGACCUGGUGGAGGGGCUGCGGGAUGGGCGCUUCUACGCCCUGAAGCGCAUCCUGUGCCACGACAAGGAAGACCGCCAGGCUGCCCUGCACGAGGUGGAGAUGCACGGCCUCUUCGACCACCCCAACAUCCUGCGCCUGGUGGCCCAUUGCAUGGUGGAGAAGGGCACCAAGCACGAAGCCUGGCUUCUCCUGCCCUAUGUGAAGGGGGGAACCCUCUGGAGAGAGGUGGAAGCACUGCGAGAGAAAGGCACCUUCAUGCCAGAGCAGCGGAUCCUCCUCAUCCUCCAUGGGAUCUGCCGUGGGCUGCAAGCCAUCCACAGCAAGGGCUAUGCACACAGGGACCUCAAGCCCACCAAUGUGCUGCUGGAUGAGGAUGACCAGCCUGUGCUAAUGGACCUGGGCUCCAUGAACAAAGCUCGCAUCCAAGUCAACAGCUCUCGGGAGGCCAUGGCUGUGCAGGACUGGGCUGCCCAGCGCUGCACCAUCUCCUACCGUGCCCCUGAGCUCUUCACAGUGCCGAGCCAGUGUGUCAUAGAUGAGCGUACGGAUAUCUGGUCCUUAGGCUGUGUGCUGUACUGCAUGAUGUUUGGAGAGGGCCCCUAUGAUGCCAUCUUCCAGAAGGGUGACAGUGUGGCUCUGGCGGUUCAGAACCCCCUCACGUUGCCUUCCACAACCAGAUACUCACCUGCCUUGCAACGCCUGCUCUUCUCCAUGAUGACAGUGAACCCCCAGGAGAGACCCAGCAUAAAUGAAAUCCUACACCAACUGGAAGGGCUGCAGCCGGCACCAGCAGGACAGGACACCACACAGAUCUGAGCCCAUCUCCUUCCAGUGGUGACACGUCGUGAGGCUGAAUCAGGGGAAAAGCAGCUACCCUAAUCCCUGCUGCCCUGCAGACCUGUUGCAGAGGGGAUUGAUGCCCUGGAGGAGAGCUGCUGCUCUGUGCUGGAGGUGUGUUGGAUUUGGAGUGUUCUGUACCCUGGAUGCUGCUGCCUGGGCCUUGGUCUGUGCCCCUGAGCUGUGGAGAUGUGAUCUGCUGCUAAACAUGGGUCCCUUGCCACCUUCCCUGGGGGUGGUAGAAGGGGAUGUUGUGGGACCCCUCCUGGGCAUGGGAGCCACUGUCCUGCAGCCCUGUGCCCCAGGAAGGUUGCUGCUGCCCGGAGCAGAGCUGCGGGCCGGAUUACGGUGCUGUGCUGGAGGGAGGCAGAGGGAGUGCCCACUCUGCCAUUGCUCUUGGCACCGUUGUUGCCUUGUGCUUGAAGUAAAGUACAUUCUUGCAGA
Messenger RNA from Lonchura striata (white-rumped munia), 3348 nucleotides. NCBI's taxonomy places the organism in Eukaryota, Metazoa, Chordata, Aves, Passeriformes, Estrildidae. The record is from RefSeq and is a predicted model, not a curated record.